Messenger RNA from Akanthomyces muscarius, 486 nucleotides. RefSeq lists its product as uncharacterized. Gene Ontology annotation, cellular component: nucleus; cytoplasm. The transcript has 2 exons. Gene Ontology annotation, molecular function: protein tyrosine phosphatase activity. The record is from RefSeq and is a predicted model, not a curated record. Lineage: Eukaryota; Fungi; Ascomycota; Sordariomycetes; Hypocreales; Cordycipitaceae. Bases 1 to 486 code for a protein of 161 amino acids.
AUGGCGACAGAUGCAACUGCCCAGCCUUCUGGAGAUGCCCCUCCGUGGUGGGCUGACCUGCCUGAGCCGCGGGCAACCUGUGAGACGAUUGAGAUUGCAGAGGUCAUGAGCCUUCUGGAAAAGACACUUGCUGGUCCGAAGUACGAAAAGAGGAAUUUUCUUCUUGUCGACGUUCGGCGCAACGACUGGGACGGAGGCACUGUGGCCACAUCCAUCAACCUCCCCGCGCAGUCCUUGUUUCAGACUCGAGCUGUGGUCUAUCAGCUCUGCAAACAAGCUGGCAUCGAGAAGCUCAUAUUCUACUGCGGAAGUUCGGUAGGGCGGGGUACCAGAACUGCACGGUGGAUGCAGGACUACCUGAACGAGGUUGGCGAGACCGGCAUCAGAGCCGUCAUCAUGGCUGGUGGUAUUAAAGGCUGGCACAAAAACUUCGGUGGAAAGAUGAUGGAGAACUAUGACGAAAAAGCUUGGGCAGCCAAAGCAUAG